ACGAAGGCCAAUUUGACAAGUGGUGCCGCUGCCGGACUGCUGUUUUCCGCGACAGAUUGUAGUUUUCCGGGGAAAAUAGGGGCAUUCCGCACUCAGUGGCGAUUCCCAGGUGAAGUUUGUGCAUUCCGUGAGCGAAGCAGUGCGUGCAAGGCGUCCAAAAGGCGGUGCGUGACGCGCGAGAAGGCUGCAAAUUAUGGCUUCCUCACCGAAGAAGGCGAAAACGGAGGAUGGCAACAGCCGGGAGAUGAACGAGGAGGAGUCUGAGGCGCUGGAGCACAUAGACGCGUGCCAGAAUGAGAUUGAUGCGCUGAAUGAGAAGGCGAGCGAGGAGAUCCUGAAGGUGGAACAGAAAUACAACAAGCUGCGAAAGCCUCUGUUCGAGAAGAGGAACCAAAUCAUCAAGAGAAUUCCCAGCUUCUGGGUCACGGCGAUCGUGAAUCAUCCGCAGAUCUCGUCGAUUCUGGAGGAAGAGGAGGAGGAGUGCCUCCACUAUCUGGAGAAGCUGGUGGUGGAGGAGUUCGAUGACAUCAAGUCUGGCUAUCGCCUCAAGUUCUUCUUCGAGAAGAAUCCUUUCUUCGAGAACGAGCUCAUCACCAAGGAGUUCUGUCUAGGCUCCAGCGACGGGCCCACGUCCACCAGCUCGCCCAUCACCUGGCGCGAGGGCAGGGACCUGCUGAAGGCGCUGCAGUUCAAGCCGGCGGCCAACAGGAGAAAGCGCAACCUCGAGUUCAAGUCCUUCUUCGACUGGUUCACCGACAAUUCCGAUCCCAUCAACGAUGAGAUUGCCGAGCUCAUCAAGGACGACUUGUGGCCAAAUCCGCUGCAGUACUAUCUGGUGCCCGACAUCGAGGUGGAGCCGGAGGAGAACGACGAGAACAGCGAGGAGUACGGCGAAGAGGAGAACUUUGACGAGGACGAGGAGUCCACAGAGCAAAAGUAGACACGCGUGUUGAGGCAGUAUUUCGGCGUUUUGUGUGUGUUUCUAGAGCGAAAAAGGGUCAGGAAAGCUAAGGACUAUCCAAUUUAUCUCUCUUCUUUUCUACUACAACAAACCAUAGGAAGG
Molecule: messenger RNA, 1063 nt
Organism: Phlebotomus argentipes
Lineage: Eukaryota; Metazoa; Arthropoda; Insecta; Diptera; Psychodidae
Gene: Set
Product: protein SET
Exons: 2
Coding region: 194-940 (248 amino acids)
Biological process (GO): nucleosome assembly
Cellular component (GO): nucleus; chromatin
Molecular function (GO): histone binding; chromatin binding
Source: RefSeq, a predicted model, not a curated record